AAUCACCUUGGUGACGUAAUGUGAGUCUGAGAUCGGUGGUGAUAAGUGAGGUUCAGGUUCCUACAAUAUAGGAUCCGCUCAGUGUAUAUCUCCUAUAUAAGAUCAUUCUUCUGAUUGACCAUCAAGGAUGGAUAGGGAUGGGGACAAGAUGGCAGAGAGUAUAAUAAAUCUCACCCUAGAGAUCCUCCUCUGGCUUACUGGAGAGGAAUACACAGUAGUGAAGAAGACCUCUAGUGAGCGAUGUCAGGCCCCGGUAUCUGAAGAACGGGGAGGAAUCCUGAGCCCGAUAUCCAGGCCGACACCUCACAUCCCGAUACAUGAGAAAGUCAGCAGAGAGAAGAUCCUAGAGCUCACCAACAAGAUCAUUGAGCUGCUGACUGGAGAGGUUCCUAUAAGGUGUCAGGAUGUCGCCGUCUAUUUCUCCAUGGAGGAGUCUGAAUAUUUAGAAGGACACAAAGAUCUGUACAAGAACGUCAUAAUGGAGGAUCACCAGCCACCAAUUAAAGAAGAGAGAACAACUCCCAGCCCUCUUCUUCUACAGGAUAAGAGAUGUCCUAGUCCUCUUCUUCUACAGGAUGGUUCAGAAGAACAUCAAAGAAUUCCAUAUGAUGAUCAGAUAGAUGGAAAUAAGGUUAUAAAUCUGGGUAAAGAUCUGAACAAUAUUAAGGCUGAAGAUACAUAUGUGAGGGGUGAUGAGCAGAUCAUAGAGGACAUUCCCACCGAUAACCACCCAGAUGACUGUAACAGGAGCUCUGAGAAACAUGUGAUGUCAGAUUUUAGAAGAGAUGAUUGUGGUGUCACAGAAGAUACACAUGAAGAGCAUGCCAUCUCAGAUGUAUCCUCAGCCUUUCACAGCAAAGAUCUAUCAUCUGAUCCUUUGGAUGGAUUUAAAUCUUCUAAUUCAUCACAGACUGUUAAGCAAAAUAAAAUCCACAGAAGAAGUGUUCAACAUCAAAGAAGUCAUACAGGGGAGAAUGCUCUUUCAUGCUCAGAAUGUGGGAAAUGUUGUAAAUCUAAAUCAGAUCUUAUUAGACAUCAGAGAACUCACACAGGGGAGAAGCCAUUUUCAUGUUCAGAAUGUGAAAAACAUUUUAACUCUAAAUCACAUCUUAUUAGACAUCAGAGAACUCACACAGGGGAGAAGCCAUUUUCAUGUUCAGAAUGUGGAAAAUUGUUUACUGAUCAAUCAACUAUUCGUAAACAUCAUAGAAUUCACACAGGAGAGAAGCCAUUUUCUUGUUUAGAAUGUGGGAAAUGUUUUACUGAUAAAUCAACUAUUCGUAAACAUCAGAGAAUUCACACAGGGGAGAAACCAUUUUCUUGUUUAGAAUGUGGGAAAUCUUACACACAGAAAUCAUAUCUUACUAUACAUCAGAGAACUCACACAGGGGAGAAGCCAUUUUCUUGUUUACAAUGUGGGAAAGCUUACACAGAGAAAUCAAAUCUUGUUAAACAUCAGAGAAUUCACACUGGAAAGAAGCGAUUUUAAUGUUCAGAAUGUGAUAACUAGAGAUGAGCUAACU
Messenger RNA from Bufo bufo (common toad), 1523 nucleotides. RefSeq names its product oocyte zinc finger protein XlCOF22-like. NCBI's taxonomy places the organism in Eukaryota, Metazoa, Chordata, Amphibia, Anura, Bufonidae. The record is from RefSeq and is a predicted model, not a curated record. Gene Ontology annotation, biological process: regulation of DNA-templated transcription. Bases 128 to 1489 code for a protein of 453 amino acids. The transcript has 7 exons.